This is a messenger RNA of Ectocarpus sp. CCAP 1310/34, 1557 nucleotides long. NCBI's taxonomy places the organism in Eukaryota, Phaeophyceae, Ectocarpales, Ectocarpaceae. The record is from the annotation of a GenBank genome assembly.
CUCAAGUGCGACUAUUCUAGGAUGCUAGUGCGGCAGAAGCCUGACGUCCUCUUCACUCCUCACGCCCAUCACGACAGCGAUAGCCCUCUUGAUCACGAUUCCCGCAUCAGAAGCGUCGGCGCGGGCAGUAUGCCUUCCAUCGGCGGUGCUGCUGGCGGAGAGGGAGAGGGAGAGGGAGAGGGAGAGGGAGAGGGCGACUUGUCGAGCUAUGAUCAUCCUGUUGGCGCUCACCUGUCUGUCUUGAAGGCUCGCUGUCCGCCACUGUACGAGCACGCGGCAACCGUUAUAUCUCGAUGUCGAUCUCGAUGUCGAUCUCGACAGGCCCCCGACGCAGACGAAUCAGGGGAAAGAGAAACUGAUUCAGACGGCCGAAUGGCGCCGUGGCGUGUCUGCGCGCCCGCCGGGGUCCCUCUUGACGCCCUGCAGCUCGUGAUCUGCUACCUCUACCAAGACGCGGGAGUUUUUGACAAGCCGAAGCUAGAAACUGCCGAAACCGACCGCGAAUACAAGUACGAAGACGCCUCCUUUUCGGGAAACACUGGAGACGCGGCGCAAUCGGAGCCCAACCGAGCCAGGGACAGGCGUGACCGGCUCUUCUCGAUUAGGUCUAAGGCGGGGGUGACCGAUGAGGAUGACGAACAGCUCAAGCAUGGCACUGCCGAGAUGUCCAUGAACCCGUGGGACGAGGGGGAUGAGGGGGAGCACGAGACUGCAGCGGGAUUCGGGAGCUUUGGGGGUGCCUAUGGGGGCAACGGCAAGUACGAUGGAGCGGGGCUUGAUCGCUUGAUGAGACUCAUGGCUGCCGCCAGGACGCUCAAGCUCACCCGUCUACAGGGAUUAUGUGAGAAACGGGCAGAGGCGUUUAUCGACUGCCGUACGGUCCACAAGGUGCUUCGUCGUGCCGCGGAGGGCGGCUUCCCCUACCUCAAGCGAAGGUGCCUUGAGUUCUGCCUCGUGCACCUGGGCGAGGUGUGUGCCCCUCCAAACUCGGCAGAGGUGGUGCGAGAGCUGUCCAGCCACCCCCAGGUGCUUGCGGACGUGCUGAGCUUGUCGGCGGCGUCGGAAGGAGCGAAGCAUGCGGCGGCCAGGGAGGAGUCUUUCGAAGGUGACGGGGCUAUCCCGUGCAUCGAAGCCCUCAGGGAUGAAGCUGCUUCCGUCGUCCCAGCGGAAGACUACCAGGCGAGAAGAUGGGAAUACUGUCGCUGGACAGUGUUUACGGCACAUUGCAAACGCUUUGUAUCAAAGGGUGAUUUCCUCGCACUGUUCGAAGAAGUCGCCGCCGAAUCGGUUGCCGCGGAGGGAGGGAAGGAGAUAUCGCUGCCCCGCCCCACACAUGCCGGCCACGCCGCGAAAGCCCGCUUGGAUGAGAAGAAGAGGCAGCCAACACCCGGCCCCGUCACUUCCUUCGCCCAAGGUAACGACAAGGGAGAGCCCUCGAGGAUUGCCGGCGAUGGAAAUGGAGAAGGGGGCGUCCUCGAGCCCGGGGAGAAAGCAAGAGCUGCUGGCUACAAAGACGUUGGUGAACGUCCUGCAGAGGCGGAGAUGCUCAACACGUAA